GCCAGAUGCCGAAUAAUUCCAUUUAAAUUAGUUGCAAGUUGAAAGCGCGAUGAGAGCAUCAUUGUCUAUAUGUAUCAUCCUGUUGGCGGUUUUUAUCCUCAACGUUUCCGGCGAUAACAGCACUAAUGAUGCAGGGUUCGAAAAUCGUAUUAGUACGUUCCUGACACGCUCUAAAACUAGAUCUCGUAGAACACAGGCUUGCCGUCGGAGUGUCCAGAAGAAUUGCUCAUCCUCAACGAAGACCUGUGCCCGCCUUGGGAAGGCCAACAUCUGUCAGGCUUUCCAGAACGACUGCCAGCGUCAGUUAAGCAAUUGUGAUAAUAAAAAAUUCUAUCGCAAAGUGGAACUGAAUCUAUGCCGCGGCAUGCCCAUCGCUGUGGUUCGACCCUGUGGCAGUGGCUAAUAGGAAAAGAUUCCUAAAAAAAGAGUACAUAAUAGGUUUUGAUAACUUUCUUAGGCUUUUUUAUAUAAGCUGUAUAUGGAAAAUCAUUAGAGAAAUACUACUAAACUACUACAUUUUUAAUUCUUCUGUAGGAACUAUAAAAAUUCUGUACUUAAACUUUAAUUUCUUAGCCAGAAAAAUAUGUAAUAUUAGCU
Drosophila eugracilis is the source of this 597-nucleotide messenger RNA. RefSeq lists its product as uncharacterized. The record is from RefSeq and is a predicted model, not a curated record. The coding region runs from base 50 to 403 and encodes 117 amino acids. NCBI's taxonomy places the organism in Eukaryota, Metazoa, Arthropoda, Insecta, Diptera, Drosophilidae. The transcript is spliced from 2 exons.